Messenger RNA from Bipolaris maydis ATCC 48331, 915 nucleotides. RefSeq lists its product as uncharacterized. Gene Ontology annotation, cellular component: membrane. The record is from RefSeq and is a predicted model, not a curated record. Gene Ontology annotation, molecular function: serine-type endopeptidase activity. NCBI's taxonomy places the organism in Eukaryota, Fungi, Ascomycota, Dothideomycetes, Pleosporales, Pleosporaceae.
AUGUCCUCUCUCCUACGCCUCUCAGCCGCUCUACGCACCCUCCGCACCCCCCAUCCCACCACCAAACCCCCCGCCUUCUUCUCCCCAACCCGGCCGCCACCCCGCUCCCUCAACCUCCCCCGUUCCCGGCACUACUCCUACCACAACCCUCUCCCCUCCUAUGAAUCCCAAGUAAGCGCCAACACCAAAGUCCUCUACACCCUCAUGGGCACCAACAUCGCCGUCUUCGGCUACGCCAUGUACAUCCAGCAGCAAGCCGCACAAGGCUUCCCUGGGCCAUGGCACCGCUUCCUCCGAACCUGGACGCUCAAUUACUCAGAGUUCAAAAACGGAAACUACAUUCCCAUUCUCACGGCGAACUUUACGCACAUCAAUGCUUUCCACCUCUUUUCCAACCUCUUCACGUUUUAUUUUCUCGGCCAGUUCCUCGCAUCGGCUGCGCCGCUCAUUACGCCAGCGAGGUUUUUGACCGUCGCGUUGGGAUCGGGCUUGUCUGGGAGCCUGGGGUACUUGCUUUCGAGGUCAUAUAAGAUGAGGGACCAGGGCCCCCGCGCGCGCGAUACAGUGAGGGGAAUGGGGUUUUCGGGCGUCGUCAUGGGGGUUAGUAGUUUGGCGGCUUGUUUGGCGCCGCAUGCCAAAGUAUAUAUCUAUGGGAUUGUGCCUGUGCCGCUUUGGGGACUGGUUGCGGGUUACGCGGUGUAUGACGGGUAUUUUGUUAAUAGUGCGAAUACGACGAUUGCGCAUGGGGGUCAUUUGGGGGGUUUGGCUUUUGGGCUUUUGUACUAUUUUGCAAAGCUGAGGGGGAUGAGGUUUUGAAUGUGAAAUUAAAGCUUCAGCUAUUCGAAAUCUUGUGUAAUUUCAAUUUCCCAUACUAUCUCUUUACCAGGCAGUAAGUACCACACCUACGUCCAUGAU